Arctia plantaginis is the source of this 426-nucleotide messenger RNA. The record is from the annotation of a GenBank genome assembly. NCBI's taxonomy places the organism in Eukaryota, Metazoa, Arthropoda, Insecta, Lepidoptera, Erebidae.
AUGCUUCGUUUACAGAAAUGCCUGUAUUUUAAUCUUUACUUGUUUGUGAUUUGGUUUGUUGUUGUUGGAUUCUUUUUAUAUGCUAGGCUAAAUAUUCUGGGCCAUUUAACAAAAUAUUUAUCACUGACUGUGUACACGUUGCUUAUUGUGAUUGAAUCUCCAAGAAUAUACCUUGGCCAUUAUGGAAACCUAUCAUGCAGGGUACCGGAGUUGGCAGGUUUUUUAAUGUUAUCUGUUCUUAUGCAGUUACCAUUAGUCAGUUUCUUUUUGUUUAACCCUGUUUUGCUAAGUACUCCUAUGGAACUAACUUUACAUGCUAUGUUAUGUAUUUUCACAAUUACUGAAGUAAUCUUAAGUUUUAUGGGCCUUAAACAAGCAUCCAAUUAUGCUAAGAGUAUUUACUUGUCACAACUAAAAGAUAGAUAA